UCCACGGUUUCAUCCAGGGCAGGCGUUUACUUCUCUCUCUAGAGGAAGAAGAAGAAGAGUAAGAUUUGUUGUUGUUGUGUUGGGGUCAAUACCACAAAAAAGAGUAACGAUGAUGACGAUUCCAUCUUAGCUUCUUCUGUUUUAUCUUCACAAACGAGUUUACUUUCUCUCUCUCUCUCUCUCUCUCUCUCCCCCCUGUGUAAGACUCAAUCCGAUCUCACAUCCUCCUUCAAGUUUCAAUCUUGUGGGUAAAGCAAGGAACUUUCUGUUGUUAGGGGUUUCAAAGUUCAUACCUUUAAGAGAAGAUCACUAUUUGGAGAUGAGGGUCAAUGGUAGAUUCCUGGAUUAACGUCUUAUCAAUGGAGAAUCACCACCCUUCGACUCUUCUAUCAAUGGAUUCAAGCGCUUCCUCUCACGAGGAGCUCGAUUUGGAGAUGAACAACAACAACAACAACAACCGCCAAUCUCUCAUCCUCUCCGGUCCUCCCGACAUCAACCUACCUCUCUCCGCCGAGCGAAGCCCUCCUCCUCAGCCUUGGAACCUCGAUUCCUGCGACAUUCUCGAUGUCGGGUUAGGCUCCCAAGCCUACGAGACCGAGAAUUACAUGAGCGUUGUCCCCAAAAUCGGUCGGAAAUGCGCUAAGCGUGUGGACAGCGUCUGGGGAGCUUGGGUCUUCUUCAGUUUCUACUUCAAGCCCGCUCUGAACGACAAGUCGAAAGCCAAGAUCGUCAGAGACAGCAACGGGCUGUCUGGUUUCGACAAAACGGAUCUCAAGCUCGAUGUGUUUUUAGUCCAGCACGAUAUGGAGAAUAUGUACAUGUGGGUGUUCAAGGAGAGGCCCGAGAACGCUCUCGGGAAGAUGCAGUUGAGAAGCUACAUGAACGGGCACUCGAGGCAAGGGGAUCGUUUGUUUCCGUUUAGCGUUGAGAAAGGGUUCGUUAGGUCUCAUAGGAUGCAGAGGAAGCAUUACAGAGGGCUUUCGAAUCCUCAGUGUGUUCAUGGGAUCGAGCUUGUUCCUUCUCCGAACCUCGCUUGUCUCGACGAGGAAGAGAGGAAGAGGUGGAUGGAGCUGACCGGGAGGGACUUGAACUUCGCGAUCCCUCCUGAAGCUAGCGACUUUGGCUCCUGGAGGAACCUUCCCAACACUGACUUUGAGCUCGAGAGGCAUCCUCCACCGCCUGCUACGUUGAAGAACAACAACUCUAAGAAGCUGCUUAAUGGCUCUGGACUCAAUCUCUCGACUCAACCGUCGAAUGGUGAAGCGAACGAUCUGUCUCCCUCUAGCCAACACAAGAAGAGGAAGGACAUGUUCUCUAACGGGAUCCACGAAGAAGAGUGUUGCUUAACCGUGAACCCGCCUGCUGUUGUAGAAGUCCACCAGAACGAGCCACCGAACUGGUCUAAUGAGUUUACCGGAGCCAUGAAGAACGUGCACGGGCCUGUUACUGCUGCGAAGACCAUAUACGAGGACGAGGAAGGCUACUUGAUCAUAAUAACACUUCCUUUCGUGGAUCUGAACAGCGUGAAGGUCUCGUGGAGGAACACUCUCACGCACGGUAUCAUAAAAGUCUCGUGCGUCAGCACGUCGCGCGUGCCUUUCAUCAAGAGACACGACAGGACGUUCAAGCUGACUGAUCCGAACUCCGAGCAUUGCCCACCGGGGGAGUUUGUGAGAGAGGUCCCGUUAUCGACACGUAUCCCUGAAGACGCGAAUAUCGAGGCGUAUUACGAUGGACCGGGAUCGGUUCUUGAGAUACUUGUCCCGAAACUGAGAGCUGGUCCGGAAGAGCAUGAGGUGAGGGUGUGUCUACGUCCACACCUUGGAGGAAACGAUCUUAUGUUGACAUAAAAAGAGAGAGACGUUCUCUGUUACACAGUGUUCUCGUUAUGUAGAAAGCUUAUAGGAGUCAUCAUAUGUCAUUCAUGUUUGCCAUUUGAUAAUAUAUAGACGUUUUCACUGUUUUAAAUGAGAUUAUUCAACUUCAACA
Messenger RNA from Raphanus sativus (radish), 1989 nucleotides. RefSeq lists its product as uncharacterized. NCBI's taxonomy places the organism in Eukaryota, Viridiplantae, Streptophyta, Magnoliopsida, Brassicales, Brassicaceae. Bases 330 to 1850 code for a protein of 506 amino acids. The transcript has a single exon. The record is from RefSeq and is a predicted model, not a curated record.